This is a messenger RNA of Desarmillaria tabescens, 271 nucleotides long. RefSeq lists its product as uncharacterized. NCBI's taxonomy places the organism in Eukaryota, Fungi, Basidiomycota, Agaricomycetes, Agaricales, Physalacriaceae. The coding region runs from base 46 to 216 and encodes 56 amino acids. The record is from RefSeq and is a predicted model, not a curated record. The transcript has 2 exons.
CUCCGAGAGUGGGGAAGGCAGCUGGAGAAGAAUUUGACUCAGGAGAUGGUUGCGAAGGAUUAUCCUGGAUUAAACGAUAAGCAGUCGUAUGAAUCGUUCAAGCGGAAAUGGAUGUACCUGUUUGCCUAUGCUGGAGCAGGCUUUGCUAAGGGCUACAUUACGUGCCAUAUGCUGACAUUCAUUCGAGAGAAUGAUGUGCCUGAGAUGUGCGACUGAGCACAAUUUUGCAUUCUGAUGGAACUGGUUUUCUUCAGACUUGUGGAGCACUGGG